AUGGCAUCAAAAGAUGAAAAUGAUGAGGAUUACUCAGAUUUGAUAGCAAAAAUUACUAACAACAUUCAACAGCUCAAUCAAUAUGUUCAACGUUUGGAGACUUUAACAAAAAGGGCUGACGUGGAUAGUAAAGAAGAAUUUCAGUCAGUUUUAUCGUUAACGAACGACCUUAGUAAAGAAACUAAUAAUCUAAUGAAAGAGCUCGUUAAUGCUUCCAACAGCAAACGAUCGCCAAGUUUAAAGAUCCAGAGGGAACGGUUAAUGAAUGAUUUAAUUUCAAUAUUGAAUCGCUAUCAGUAUAUUCAGCGAAAUAUUUCUUACAUGAAAAAGCAAUCCAUUCAACAAAUUCAGUUUCAGAAUCAGCAAAUAAAUGAACAGUUGAAUGAAAAUAUUUCGAAUCAGGAAAUAUCCAAUAAAGAACAAUUACAAUUGCAACAAGAACAUUAUUUAAAAGAGAUCAAGGAACGAAAUGAAAUGAUGAAACAACUGGAUAGCGAAAUCGGUGAUAUUACGAAAAUUAUGAAAGAUUUAGCAAGAAUCGUGCACGAUCAAGGUGAAACUGUUGAUAGUAUUGAAGCUAAUGUUGAACAUACUGCUAUGUAUAUACAACAGGGAUCAGCUGAUCUUCAAAGAGCAGUUGUAUAUCAGCAGAAGGCAAUGCAAAAGAAAUUAAUUAUUUUCAUCUUUCUUAUUCUUUUACUUUUAAUUAUUUCUCUUAUACUAUAUUUUUUCUCUAAAUAG
Dracunculus medinensis (Guinea worm) is the source of this 741-nucleotide messenger RNA. The record is from the annotation of a GenBank genome assembly. NCBI's taxonomy places the organism in Eukaryota, Metazoa, Nematoda, Chromadorea, Rhabditida, Dracunculidae.